Messenger RNA from Aplysia californica (California sea hare), 1785 nucleotides. Its product is annotated as leucine-rich repeat-containing G-protein coupled receptor 4. Lineage: Eukaryota; Metazoa; Mollusca; Gastropoda; Aplysiida; Aplysiidae. The record is from RefSeq and is a predicted model, not a curated record. Gene Ontology annotation, cellular component: extracellular matrix. Gene Ontology annotation, molecular function: protein binding.
CAUGGCAAGACUUAUCGUUACCUUCCUGUGCGUGGUGGCAUCAGUCCUUGCUGUGUCCAACGCCCUGCUCCUGACCCCCGACUGUCCCGUCCCUUACCCCUGUCAGUGUGACGUCAGCAUACACUGUGAGCAACGCGGUCUCACCUCCAUCCCUUCUCCGUCUCCCAGCACACACAUUUUUUACGCCCUAUACCUCAACGGCAAUGGAAUUACAGCUGUUUCCAGCAACUCCUUUCAGAACUACAAAGCAACUGUCAUUGACCUUAGCCACAAUCCCAUAGUGAACUUUGACCCCAACGCCUUUUUGGGAAUGGAAGAUUCCCUGCUGGAACUCAAUCUUGAAGAUACUCAGAUAAAGUCAAUACCUACAUCAAUUUCAACUUUGAAGAAGCUUCGGAAAUUGAAUAUUCGAAACAACCCUAUCACCUUCUUAUCACGAUCCUUAACGAGCGGAAUCGGACAAUCUUUGCGGAGUUUCUUCUUUUCGAGCACGAAAAUCCGUUACUGGCCAGACGCCCUCGACUCCCUGGUUCACCUAGAGGAACUAGAUGCCUCUAACAAUAAAGUGGUGUACAUCAGAGAUGGUGCCAUGGACGCCUUCUCCAACUCUCUCAGGACGCUGAAAUUGUCCAACAGCAGUUUGGCCAGCUUCCAGGCACCAAUCGCUGACCUCACGGCUUUACAGGUUUUAGACUUAUCCAACAACAGCAUUUCUACCAUCUCCAAGGGUUCAUUUGCGAGGUUUGCUUCAACCCUUCGCGAGUUUUCUUUGUCUGGAGGGAGUCUCUCGUACAUACCGAGCGCUCUUGAGGAUCUCACGUCUCUUCAGGAGCUGAACCUCAACAACAAUCCAAUGGUGUCAACCAAUGAUGACGUCACAGACGCCGGCACCAGCUCUCUACUGACCAAAAGCGCCAGUACCUUGACCACCCUGCAACUUGCAUCGUCCAUGCUUAUGGCUGUCCCACGCGCCCUGAAGGCAUUGCACAGCCUCGUGACCCUUGACUUGAGCAAAAACCGUAUCAAUACUUUGCAAAACUAUCAGUUUGAUUCAAUGAGCAAACUGAAAACUCUUGAGCUGAAUGGGAACCCGCUCAAAACUAUAACGUCCAUGACCUUCUCAGGGCUAAGCUCCCUGACCAAACUUGAUUUGUCUAACGGCCAACUUCCCUAUGUACCCAGCUCAUCACUGUCAGCUAUGAGUUCUCUCCUCUCGUUGGACCUGUCGAACAACCAAAUCACAACCAUCCUGCCCUAUGCCUUCGAGAACUCCCAUAAGUUGACCAACCUUGAUUUGUCUGGAAACAACUUUCAGGACUUCCAGCGAGACUCUUUCGCCAAUGCCCACAGCAUAAAGACUCUCAGAAUGAGCAGAUGUUCCCUGAAGACUCUGCCUGGCGCCAUCACAGAAGCCCAUGGACUUCGCUCUGUGUACGUAGAUGGCAACACCAUACCCUGUACGUGCGCCUCUCUGAGCUGGGUGGGUGAGUGGAAAGCCAGAGUUGGCCUUAUCCCUCGCCUCUACGGCACAUGCAGCUCCGACCCUGGACUCACUCUUGACCAGUACAUCAAUGGACAACAGAUAAAGCAAUGUCCAAGCGCUACAUCAGAUAAGAUCGUUGGAUGAUCAAUCCAAGAAUUCUAGUGUUUCGUCUUUCUGAAAGAAAGAUAGCAUUAUGUGAAAAGUAGAAAAAGAAAGAAGAAACCAAAAAAAAAAAAAAAAAGCAACAGCAGAAAUAUUAUUUUAAACACUGGUGCACAGUUGAAAUAAAAUCCGUGAAAUGA